Suncus etruscus (white-toothed pygmy shrew) is the source of this 1080-nucleotide messenger RNA. RefSeq names its product tumor suppressing subtransferable candidate 4 (gene TSSC4). The record is from RefSeq and is a predicted model, not a curated record. Bases 107 to 1012 code for a protein of 301 amino acids. Lineage: Eukaryota; Metazoa; Chordata; Mammalia; Eulipotyphla; Soricidae. The transcript has 2 exons.
AUGGAGGCGCCUGGUCCUGCGCCAGCAGCCCGUUCCCGCUGAGCAGCUGGACGCAUCUGCAACCCUCGUGGGGGUGCUGAGUGCCCCCUACCCACUCAUUGCAGCCAUGGCAGAGACGGCGGCAGCUGAGGAGCCCCUGGACCUGAAAUCUGAGCAUGAGCCCGACGACGACCAGCUGCCUUCGUGCCAAGUCUCCCUCAGUGACUCGGACUCAGAACUCAGCCAGCCUAGCGGCCCCGAGCUAGAUGCUUUGUCCCCCGAGGACCUGUCUGAGGACCCUCAAGGGGGUUCCGGCCCCGAUGAGCCCUCUUCGCCUCCCAGGAAGCCCCCGGCCGCCCCGGUGCAGCCUUUCCACCUGCGUGGCACCAGUCUCACCUUCUCGGAGCGCAGCCAAAGCAUCUUUGACUGUCUGGAGGGCGCAACCCGUCCGCUUCCGAGCCGCAGUGGGGACUUUAAGCAGCCCCUGGCUCCCUCGGACUUGCCCCCAGCCGUGCGCCCACGGAAGGGACCCCCUGUCCCCGACUACGUGGCACACCCCGAGCGGUGGACCAAGUACAGCCUGGAAGAAGUGGCAGAGCCCACAGAGCAGAGCAACCGUGCAGCAGCAGUCGCCUUCCUGGGUGCCCGGAGUCGGGCACUCCCAGACUACACGCCCUCCUUCAACCAGGAUCCCUCCAGUUCUGGAGAGGGCCGCGUCGUGUUCAACAAGCCCGAGAGAAAGAGACCCCUGCAAGGAGAUGGGACGCUGGGCAAGGGUGGCCCCCGGAACUCAGGGGCAGUGGUGGGUGAGGGCACCGUGGAGUUGGCGCACCUGGCAGGGCCAGGGGUGGCAGAGGGUGAGGAGUGGGGUGGUCCCGAUGGAGAUACGGAGGAGAAGGGCCCACCCGAAGGGUCCCCCCUUCCAAGCUCGGGGCCCGUCAUCCCUGAGGUGGAGACCACAGGCUUCCACAGCAACAGGAAGCGGAGUCGGGGUCACUUUCGGAACAAGAGUGACCCAGACGGUGGGUGCUGAAUGCAGCAGGACCCAGGGGACUCGCUGUAGGGCGCCUCCCCCCAGGAGUAGUAAACCUUGCUCUGUCA